CUUUUCUGGCACACAACAUUAAAAAUGGAAAAACUUUAAAAACACUUCUGAUUUAGUUGAUAAAGAAAAACAUUAAAUUUCAAAUAGCAGUUGUUAACAAUAAGUUUUUGCUUUUUAAUUUCUUAUAUUGAAUAUUCUAAAUAGAUGUGGUUAGCGUUGAAAACAAUUGACAAUCAACUGUCAAGAGGAGUGGUGGCGUCUUCUUCUUGGCGUCUCGAUUUAAUCAAAAUGCUUUAUUUCAUAAUGGACAGACAAUCAAUCAUGGUUCCCAGACGUGGUAAAAGAAUUACGGCUGGGAAGCCAGCAAAAAACCUAACUUUUAGCGAGUCCUAUCUGGGACAGAGAUCAGUGAAGUCGAAAGUAAAAAAAGUCAGAGAAAUAGGAAUGUGUCCUCCAAAGAAGUUGGCCAGAGUAGCUGUUGGUAAACCAAAAAAACCAGCCGUUGAAUGCUUUAAUAGUUCAAUUAACAGCCCACCUGUCAUUUCAUCCAACAGUUUACGGGAACAGUUAAGUGCUAACAACAGAAACCUCGACAAUUUUCAUGUCUCACCAGACAGCUCACCUAAGAGUUUACGUCAACAUUCUCAUCAACAGCAAACUAGUUUCAACAAUAGAGACCUCAACAAUUAUAAUGUCUCACCAGACAACUCACCUAAGAGUUUACGUCAACAUUCUCAACAGCAAAAUCGUUCCAACAAUGGAGACAUCAACAAUUAUCAUGUCUCACCAGACAGCUCACCUAAGAAUUUACGUCAACAUUCUCAACAGCAAAAUCGUUUCAACAAUAGAGACCUUAACAAUUAUCAUAUCUCACUAGGGAGCUCACCAAUCAGUUCAAGUCAAAAUUCUCAACAACAAACUAGUUUUGCACCCAUUUCUAGCACACCGGUCCAUAAACGAAACUUAAUUAAGGAGACACAAUCGGAUAGUAAUUCCUUGAGUGUUUCCCGCAUAUCCCAUCAUAAAGGACACGAUGCUGAACCUUCCGCUUCGAAUAUUAAGCCACCAAAUGAGAUCGUGGACUACCUAACAAAAUCAAUGGUCCGACAGGACGAACUUUUUCGAGUAGUUCAGUCCCUGGUUGCUAGUAGACCAAUCACUACGUCUGAGGAAGAACACGACGAUUUCGUAGAAAAACUUCCCGAUUUCCCUAUUUCUUCUAUGGAAGACUUUCUUUCAUUGGAGAGUGACCUGCUUCAAAAACGUUUCAACAUAUAUUUUGUUCGUUACCUUAUAUCUUUGGGAGGUGGUACUCUUGCUGAUUCUUCCAAGCUUUUAUUAAGGCAUUGCUUAGACAAGGAUGUUGCAAUCGAAUAUAGCCACCAAGGAAAAGGAAAACUGAAAAAAAAACCUUUGAACGCAACUGAAUUUUACAAAGCAUAUAAAGUUGCACUUCGCAAGCGCCACAAGAAAUUUUACGAUGAUUCAACGGUUAUUAACUGCAUUGUAAAUUUCCUGAGUGGUGCAAAGGAUCGCAAAGGCGGAAGAAACCAAAGGCGUAAGAUUGCUGAAGAAGAUGAAGAAAACAAAGAAAACGAUAACAUCACAGACGAAGAAAAUGAAGACGAAGAAAAUGAAGACGAUGAAAAUGAAGUCCAAGGGCCUUCGGAUGAGGACUGAAAAUUUAUAUUAGUUGAUCUGUUUUUUCAGUUUCCGUUUGUUCAUUUUUUGUUAAAAUAAGUAAAUGUUAAAAAUACAACAAUGACCGAUGA
Messenger RNA from Daphnia magna, 1712 nucleotides. RefSeq lists its product as uncharacterized. The record is from RefSeq and is a predicted model, not a curated record. The coding region runs from base 145 to 1620 and encodes 491 amino acids. The transcript is spliced from 10 exons. Lineage: Eukaryota; Metazoa; Arthropoda; Branchiopoda; Diplostraca; Daphniidae.